AUGACUGCUAUUCCACACAAUCAACAACCUAUUCGUAAGUCUAAUCGCAUCAGAUCCUUAACUGCUAAAGCAUCAUCCACUAACGAUUCGUCCUUUUUAGUACCUCCUUUUCAAGUUACAACUACUACCACCAUCCCCAUGCACAACAAGAGAACUAGUGACAAUGAGCCCCAAGAACAACAACCUAAUACAAAGAGGAGGAAGAGAUCAUAUAUUGAAGAAGAAGAAGCAUUGCAUAGUAAAGACAAGAUUGACCCUGUUGAAAAGUUGCUUUCCUUGACUAAUACAAAUGAUGAUUUCUUGCUGGAUAUAGAAUCAGAAGACACCCCUACAUCACAACAACAACAACUACAACAACAUCAACAUCAACAUCACCAACAACAUCACCAACAACAUCACCAACAACAACAACAACAACAACAACAACAACAAAGUGAUCCCCACCAACAACAUCCACAUUAUGCAUAUGAACUCAGUUCAGAAGAGGAAUCAGAUGAAGAGGAGGAUGGGGAAUAUGAUGGUACAAAUGAGCCACUUGGCAUUGCCUCAGUCAAUUUUACUGAAAUAUUGAAUGAUAAUAUAAGGAGAUACUAUAGAAACAGACUACAGAAUCAAUAUAAAGAUUCAUUUGCAUUGUUAAAUAACAAGAGAGCGGAAGACCUACAGCAACAACCUCAACCUCAACCUCAAUCACAACAAGCAUCACAACCACAACAACAUACACAACAAAACAAUCUGCUUGCAUCCCCAUCUGUACCAUUUUUUAGAAGUGUCAAUUUUGGCUCCACCAAGAGGGAAUAUUCAGUGGAAGACUAUGUCAUAUAUGGAGAUGAAGACGAAGGAGAAGGAGAAGGAGAAGAAUUAGGCGGACAAUCACCAAAGAGUGUACCUACUCAAACCACAGGAGGUUCAGAUUCUCUAAACACUUCAACUACUUCAUUAACUAGUUUAAUGUCACUCACAACGGAACAGGAGGAAGCAGAUGAUGACCCUCAUUCACAAAUUGCUUCUCCUAUUUCAUCACCAUCUACUACUACAUCUUCCUUGUACACCUCGGAAAACAAGUCCAAUACCAAUACCAAUACCAAUACCAACACCAACACCAGCAACUCAACUACUACCCCAACCACAACUACAUCGUCUACAUUUAAUUGGCAAUUCAAACCAAAGAUUAAUUUCAACUACUGGAGGUUACGCAACAACCACAAUGGAUUCAGUUUCAAUGGUGGUGGUGGUGGUGGUGGUGUUGUUGAUGGUGGACAAGAUGUGUCUAGUGCAUUGAAACAACAUAGUUUGUAUACAGCUACUAGUGAGAUGGUAUCUACGGGUAAUUUCAUGAUUAAUGAUUUUUACCUUUAG
This is a messenger RNA of Lodderomyces parapsilosis, 1359 nucleotides long. RefSeq lists its product as uncharacterized. NCBI's taxonomy places the organism in Eukaryota, Fungi, Ascomycota, Pichiomycetes, Serinales, Debaryomycetaceae. The coding region runs from base 1 to 1359 and encodes 452 amino acids. The transcript has a single exon. The record is from RefSeq and is a predicted model, not a curated record.